Molecule: messenger RNA, 669 nt
Organism: Naumovozyma castellii
Lineage: Eukaryota; Fungi; Ascomycota; Saccharomycetes; Saccharomycetales; Saccharomycetaceae
Exons: 2
Coding region: 1-669 (222 amino acids)
Source: RefSeq, a predicted model, not a curated record
AUGGGUAAUGAUGGUGGAUCUAUAAAUAAAGCACAUAACCUUAAGUUAACCUUUGAGACAUCUUCUAAAAAUGAAUCUCUGGAUGUUAAAGAAUUUAAUGACAAUUCUAAAUGGAAAAUAUGUCGACUAUCAGGUAAGAAGUUGCGCCUUCCAGUAGUCAGUGACUAUAAAGGCAAUAUAUUCAAUAAGGAUGCCGUACUGGAAUGGCUUCUCUCCCCCUCCAAGGAGGAAUAUAGUCAAGAAUUGAUAAAGAAGUUUGCACAUAUCAAAAAAUUGAAUGAUGUCAUAGAAUUACAGAACUUGGAAGAGGCAUAUUGUAAAGGUGAGGAAGACGAAGAUCUUAUUCCGAUUGGAUUGAAAUGUAAAUUUGGCGAUGACCUAUUGGGAUCAAGUUCACUUCAAUAUGUUUACCUGAUACCCUGCGGAGAUGUUCUUCCUAGGGAUGCCUUGAACUUGACUAAGAACUCUGUGUGUCCUGUUUGUCAGUCCAAUUUUGAAAAUAAAAACCUUAUUCCCUUGAACCCCACAUUUCUUGAUGAUGAAUACAAAUUGCAACAGCGAAUAAAUGAACUAGAUCUCCAACAUAAGUUUCAUAAUCUCAAGCCCAAAGGGUCAAAGAAGAAAAGGAGAAGGAAUGAAAAGCAAUUAGGUAAAAUUGCAAAGCGAUGA